CAACUGUCGCUCGCACGACUCCAGGUCCAUCCUGGCUUUGGGAGAAUCUGUGUUCCCCAGGACGGCGUCCAAGCAAAUGACAAGCAGAUCCUCAACAAGAUCUACUCGUGGCAACCUGUCCAGCUUACGCCGGGUGACUCUGACCACCGCACUGCGAUACGGUUCACGUCCAUGCUGCUCCUCCUCAUGGUCACCUCUACACUCUUGUCCCUCGUCUCUCACAACUGUCCUUCGUAUCCUCAUGUACUUGCUUGAACCAUUCUCCUCGAAACCACCCAAGACACUGUCUCUCCGUUGACUGAACCGGGGAGCAGGUGCCCCUCCGGAUGAAUUGACCUCAGCCCUUUGCAACAGCAAACAUUCCUCCCGUCGCUCCCAGAUAACCUAAGCUCGUCCAUACCAAUCUUCGUCAUGGCCUCUAGCUUCAUCAAGCACUUGCUCGGACAAGUCGCCUUCUAUUCCUUUGCCCUGUUCAAUUGGUUCCUCUUUUUGGGAUUGUUCAUCAAGAAUGGGACAUUUUUCAGAAGAGAUUCAGAGCAAGACAAACUUCAAUACGCCAUUGAACGAGAUCGCUUCUGGAAUCUGACCAAAGAACCUCUGCCGGGCUUCAAGCACAACUUCUACACCUUACGCAAUGGCCUCAGGUUACACUACAUCAGCAACCAACUGGAAGCUACCCACGGUAGUCUCGUCGUCUUCUUACACGGUUUCCCAGACAGCUCCAUGAUGUGGAGGCAUUUGAUGCAAGAGCCCGCCAUAUCCAAGGAAGAUGCCACACUUGUCUGCGUGGACCUGCCUGGCUAUGGGGGAAGCGACAGUUUCAAGAGGUAUGACACAGAAAUAUUGGAGGCUCUUACGGAGUUCGUGGUCGCCAUGCGGGACAAAUACCUACCAGAGGACAGCGACCAGCCCAAGACCUUCAUUGUCGGUCAUGAUUGGGGUUGUGUCCUCGGUUUCCGUCUUGCUUCAGAGGCUCCUUGUUUGGCGGAUCGGUUCAUCCUCACCAACGCUCCCCAUGUUGAACUUUCAUUUGCCAACAAAGAUCGCAUCAUCGGAUCAGCUUCGAAGAUCUUCAGACAAUUCAAGCAGUCCCCAAAGCAGCAUUUUGCAUGUUUGUCAAAGACCAUCAAGACCCUACAGCCACUUCUCGUACAGACCAUGAUGAUGGGUUACAUUUUCAUGUUCAACCUACCCAGUGUCUUUGUCAAAGCGAUUGGUGUCGCUGGCAACUAUUCGUUCCUUCGAGGAGCUCACUGGUCCGGCUAUGGGAAGCGUUCGGACGAAUAUCGCGUCCAGGAGUGCAUGGCCUCAACCUUUGGACCCAGCUUGCAUGAGUGCAAGACCUCGUCGAUCUCGCACAGUGCCAAUGGCGACACCGGACAGACUUAUGGGUCCAGCGUGGCUCAACGUGCAGACUCUCCUGCCGCGGCUUUCUGGAACAUGACAGGCUAUUACCGCGACGGAGUAGCGUCGCUCCCGUGGACAAAGUCGCUUGAAACAAUUGCCGACUUGUAUGCAAUUGAAACCACGGCCUCCCAGUCCAGCAGCCCAAGCCGUCGUCGAUCUUCUGUGUCGAACUCCCUCUUCAUAGAUCACCUCAAAGGCCAAUUGAAUGCGCCAACUUAUGUUCUCUGGGGAGAGAGGGAUCUAGCCUGUGGGAGGCCGAUUUGCUUGGAUGGCUUGGGAGACUAUCUGGCCAAAGACAGUGAGAUCACAAUUCUGCCACGAAGUGGUCACUGGACACCGGUUGGUAAGGAAUCUCGAGCAGUUCUCGCCACGGUUAUUGGCUUGUAUGCCCGAAAAGAUGCCAGACCCGUGUCCAAGAUGACUACUGAGGUGCAGAAAGUCUAUCCGGAUGCAUUUUUGAUGGCAAAGAAGUAAGGACCUCACACCUCACGCUGGUAUGAUUAUGGCCAAGGCGGACCUUGUGGCCGAUAGAGCCUAUUGGUGAUUUACGUUGAGAA
This is a messenger RNA of Exophiala viscosa, 1964 nucleotides long. RefSeq names its product alpha/beta hydrolase. The transcript has 3 exons. Lineage: Eukaryota; Fungi; Ascomycota; Eurotiomycetes; Chaetothyriales; Herpotrichiellaceae. Gene Ontology annotation, molecular function: hydrolase activity. The record is from RefSeq and is a predicted model, not a curated record. Bases 412 to 1881 code for a protein of 489 amino acids.